UCCAUCACCCCUCUCACCCGCCGCCUUUUCCAACUCCCAACUCCCCCCGCAAAUCCCUCCCCCUCACACACCGAUCUCCCCUCUUUUCUCUCUUACGCCCAGCGCACCGCCCUUCCCGAAUCAACGACAACAUACCAAGGCACAAUUUAUGAAUAUGUCGUGCAAUCCCAUCUUCGAACCGCUGCCUUCAAUCUCCACCGCGUCGGUGGACGCUCAGACCUAGGCAUCGAUCUGCAAGGAACAUGGCACGUCGGGCCAAAUCAAGUGCUUGACCCGCCAGUCCGGGUAAUAGUACAAUGCAAGGCGUUGAAGACAAAGAUUGGGCCGAAUAUUGUGCGAGAAUUGGAGGGGGUCACGGCGCGGCAUUUUGCACCGAGCGGGGGCGUCGGUGCGGGCGUGCUUGUUAGCCCGCGAGAGGCGACGAAGGGGGUGCGUGAGGCGCUGGGGAGGAGUGGAAUGCCGCUCGUUUGGAUUAUGAUGGGGCGGGAGGGGAGUGUGAGGCAGGUUUUGUGGAAUGGGAGGGUGGAGGGAUUGGGGCUUGGUGGUCUGGGUGUUGAGGUUUUCUAUCCUGCCGAUGCAGGAGAGGAUAGUGAUGGGCAUGGGUAUGGGAAAGGAAAAGCUAGGUUAACGUGGGAUGGGACGGAGGUGCAGGCGAUGGACGAGGUUGAGGAGGGGAUGAGGCUGUUGGAGGAUGAGUGGAUGGCGAAGUGGGAGCGGACAGGGCUGGGAAGCAUCUCGGAUGAGGAGUUAUUAGAUGCCGUGGAGAGGAUUUUGCCCGGCACGAGGCCGAUAAUGAUCUCGGAAGGGGAGAGAGAUGCGGUGGCUAGAGGUUUGUUAUCG
Molecule: messenger RNA, 840 nt
Organism: Aspergillus versicolor CBS 583.65
Lineage: Eukaryota; Fungi; Ascomycota; Eurotiomycetes; Eurotiales; Aspergillaceae
Exons: 1
Cellular component (GO): mitochondrion
Source: RefSeq, a predicted model, not a curated record